This is a messenger RNA of Rhizophagus irregularis DAOM 181602=DAOM 197198, 1375 nucleotides long. NCBI's taxonomy places the organism in Eukaryota, Fungi, Glomeromycota, Glomeromycetes, Glomerales, Glomeraceae. The record is from RefSeq and is a predicted model, not a curated record.
AAAAUUUCAAAUUAAAAUUAAAACGAGUUUUUUUAUCAAAUAUCAAAUAUAUUAUAAAAAACAUGUCUACAUUUACGGUUCAGGAAACACAAACCUCUUCUACUACAACAUCAUCAUCAUCAUCGAAACUUCGUCAGAUAGCUCCUGCUCCAACAGAAAAACCUGAAUAUGAUAUUUAUCAUAUCCCAAAAGGAUAUGAAGUUUAUUUAGUAUCAAAGAAUGGUAAUCCAGAAAAUUCUCCAAGUUCUUCUGAUUCUGGUCCAAUUCCACUUUCUCCAACUUGUUCUAAAGAAUAACGGUCAUAUUCCACGCCCAAAAAAUUGUUUUAUGGCAUAUCGUGAACAUAUGCAACAUAAAGUUUUGGCUGAAAAUCCUGGUAUGAAUAAUAAAUUAGUAUCCGUAAUCGCUGCUCAAAUGUGGAAUAAAGAAUCUGAUGAUGUUAAACAAUUUUGGAAAGAUCGUGCUCAACAAUUAAAAUUAGAACAUAAGAUUAAAUAUCCUGAUUAUAAAUUUGCUCCUAAAAAGAAAUCACAAAAGAAUUCUAUGAAUCCUACUGGUAUUAAAACUCCAAAGGUUAUCUCAAAGAAAUCUCCUCAUUCUAAUAAACUUAUUAAUGAAGAAUUUAAUAGAGGUUUAUUAUUAAGAAGAGAUGAUUAUAAUCAAUCUGUCAAUUUUCAUCCUCCUACUCAUAAUGAAAAUUCCGCUUCCGCUAUUUGGGGUCAUUGCAGAUCAAAUUCUGUUGAAUCUGUUUGUAGUUGGACUAGUGGUGAUUCUCUUCCAAGCACUCCUCCAACUUUUUGUGAUCGUUCAUCAUCUCCUCUUCGUUAUGAGUCAAAUGAUUGGAAUAAAAUGUAUAAUGAUUUCUCUUCUUUAAAUUCAAGUCCUCAUUUAACCGCUUCAAAUACUGCUGCUGGAAUUUAUGAUACUUUAUUACCUCCUCCAAUUAUUUCUUCCACCGAUUAUGAAAAUUCAAUGCAUAUCGAUUCUGGUGAUAGUCCUUAUUAUAAUAUCACCGAAGAAGAAGAUAAUUUAGAUAAUUUGGAAUAUAGAGAAUUUCUUCAACCUGAUAACACUCAACUUUUAGAUACUUUUGUAUUGACCUCCCAGCAACAUCAUACCGCUAUCUACUAAAAAAUUGAUGUUCAUAGAAUAGAAUCGCUGGACGUUUCUUUAAAUGAUUUUAAUCGUAAUGAAAUCAACUCGUUGACAUUUUGUUGAAACCAUUUUUCGCUCAUGAAAAAAAAAAAAAAAUUGCGCAAUAUUUUUGGACUUUUUUUUAUAUAGAAAUAAUUUAGAAGGAACAUUUUAAAAAAAAAACAAGCAUUUUCGUAAAUAACAUUUGUUUAUAUAUUUUGCAUCAAACAUUCAAAAAAAA